Messenger RNA from Mucor mucedo, 1048 nucleotides. RefSeq lists its product as uncharacterized. Bases 79 to 879 code for a protein of 266 amino acids. Gene Ontology annotation, molecular function: protein binding. NCBI's taxonomy places the organism in Eukaryota, Fungi, Mucoromycota, Mucoromycetes, Mucorales, Mucoraceae. The record is from RefSeq and is a predicted model, not a curated record. The transcript has a single exon.
CUUUAUUUAGUCUUGAUGAGAUAAAAGAGCUUCCCCCUCAUUGAGUUUUUUUUUUUUUCCCAGAAAUAAAAUAAAAUAAUGUCAAAUAGUUGGAUCUCAAUUUACGACAAUUCCCAGGAAGCAAGACUGGUGUACGUCUCCGAAAGCAUUACAGAUCUUACAGGCUGGGAACCUGAACAAGUAAUUGGAGUGGGAGGUUACGAUUUCUUUCACCCAACCGAUCAUGCGGCCUUAAGAAAAGUUCAUGUCGGUAACAUUAUAAAUGAAAAAUUGUCGUCCAUGGUGUCUUAUCGCUUCAAAUGUCGGAAUGGCAGUUACGUUCCUAUAGAGACCAUUGUUCAUUACUGCCACGAUGUCCUUAUAACUUGCAAUUUUAUGUACGACCCUCAUUCGACGGACCAUAAAAUGAGAGCCAACACAGUGGACCACGUUUACAGAUGUUUAUCCGAUGGGUCUUUACAACUUUCUGGUGCUUGGAAUGAUAGGGCAGAUCUAUUGGAGGACGCAAUGGCAACAGACGUAUGGUACUUUCAGAAUGGUAACUACUCUCGAGAAAAACGCUUUUCUUUAAUCCUGAAUAGAUAUUCAGAUGCUCUCAACAUUGUAUACGCCUCUCGAUUAAGUCAGGAUUUGGUGUCUCUCGAUAUCCCCAAUUCAAUUGGUAUGUCCUUUUUUGAUUUCGUACCAGAAAGAGACAUUGAAACUUUACAUGCUCAGAUCGAUUUGGCAAAGGAACAUGAUAUGAUUGUACGAAUUAGAUUUGAUUGGAUUACGGAUUAUGAACGCGGUUUAUAUGAACCCCUUGAAGCCAUCACUAGCUGUACAGAUGACGGCUUGGUGAUGGUACUUCGCUCAUCCUCUAAAGUCAUUCUGGAAUAGCACUAGACAGCAAAAAAAUUAAAAAAAAAAAAAAUUUGUGAUUUUAUUCUAAAUUAUACAUAUUCAAUACCUUCCUAUAGUAUCACCCCCUCUACCCCCUCCUUCUCUUUCACUCCUCUUCCCCUCCCAUUUUAAAAACUAAUAAACACAUGAAUUUGAAGGAAACCAA